CUUGUCGUUUGAUCCGGCAGGCCCUCCUCAGCAAUGACUUCCUUAAACAGCUGGAUCCCAUCCAGGUUAAGGAAAUUGUUAAUUGUAUGUAUGAGAAACACAUCGAACGCGGAUGCUACAUCAUACGUGAAGGGGAGCCGGGUGAUGCCCUCUACGUUUCAGCCGGUAAGUUGUUAUUGGCUUACUUGUGUACUUUAUUUUGUCUACUAUGA
Dibothriocephalus latus is the source of this 212-nucleotide messenger RNA. NCBI's taxonomy places the organism in Eukaryota, Metazoa, Platyhelminthes, Cestoda, Diphyllobothriidea, Diphyllobothriidae. The record is from the annotation of a GenBank genome assembly.